AAAUUUUUGUUGUUUAUCCACACGUGGAGAUUUUUGACAAGCCAAUAAAUGACGUUUUAGGGAUAAUAAUAUCGUAUAUAUAAGACUAAUCUUACAAUGGGUUGUCAAAGUAACUUGUGCUUCACCGCAGUAAUUAUUUACUUACCAGGUUUAUCUUCUAAAUACAUCCACAAGGUAUCUUUACAACAUGGAGAAUCAACAAUUUCCAAGCAAUUGUGAAAAUUCCACUUGUCAACUUGGUGAAAAUGAUGUGGAAAGAACUCUUGAUGAACAAAUUGAUGUGAUAUAUAAUUCUAUUGAUGAUUUGAUGAGAAAAUAUAUCAUGUACAGCAAAUCUUCUGAGUCUAAAGUUGUUUCGGGUGGUCUUCAACAGUUUUUGAUCAGAAAAAUGAGAUCAAAAUCUAAAAGAAAAGAGGAAUAUCAUUUUUCGGAUGCUUAUUAUUCAAAGAUGGGUGGAACAAACUUUUGUAAUCCAGGUUUGAAUUUAAAUGAAGACAAUAAGACAACAUUUUCACAUUUUAGUUCCAUGCCAAUUGGCAUUAAAUUAAGAAUUUUAUCCUACUUACCCUGCUAUGAUUUGGCCAAUAUUUGUUCCGUCUGUCAUGAAUGGAAUUAUCUGGCAUCAGAUGAUGUAUUAUGGCAUAACAGACUCAACUGGGAUGUUCCAAAAUGGGAGACUUUUUCAUUCACAACUAAUCCACAAAUUUAUCAAGAUGUCAAUUCAGAAUGGGCUUUCAAAGAUAUUUAUUAUAAAUGUUCACCAGAAUGUAACAGAUCCUGGAAAAAACUCAACUCCACAUUUUAUCAAGUUUCUAAUAUGAUUAAAUAUUUUUUACCCCGUAAAACUCCACGUGUAGCCUUGUUUGGACCUGGACUAGAAUCUAGCACACAUAAGAUUGUUAGUAAAUUAUUAUAUGAAGAUAACAAUAAGUUUUCUAGGAUAGCUAUGUUCCCUGGACAAUUUGAUGGUAUUGGGGCUGGAAUGACACUGAAGUUAAAAACUGGCUCAACUUUUCAUCUUACAGUUUUAUACUCAGGAACCAAAAAAGAAAGAGAAAAUCGUAAUAAAAACUCUACUAGUCGUAUAUUUCAAAAUAAAAUAGAGGGUAGUGGAAAGACUGAAAUAGAACUACAACCCGCUGUUAAAAAUCUCUGUCAUAUUUUAGAUGCUUUUAUUUUUGUUGUUGAUGCCUCACAGACAGAAGAUCAAGUAAAGAAUGGUCUAGUAGAAUUAAAUGCUAUGAUUAAUGAAAGAUGGUCAGCUCCACAUGUACCAGUUAUAAUAUUGUCAUGUACUAGUCACUCUACUAUUUCACGUAUACCAGCCUAUAAAAUAGCACAACUAUUUCAAUUAACACAUAUAGAUAGAAAGUGGUUGGUACAAGAUUGUGUAGUAGAUAAUUUAGAAGGAAUACACAUAGCUAUGGAAUGGAUGAUAGAACAUGCUCAAAAUAAAUAAAUUCCUGAUUAUUCUUCUUGUGAAAAUCUAGUCAAUCUCUGUAUUUUCCCAUGACAGAAGACCCUUCAAGUGAUAUUCUUUUAUACCUGAAUAUAAAUACCUAAUUAAAUUAAAAUAUGUAAAAUGCAAUGCAAAUUUAUGCAGACAGAAAGAAAAUGGAAGCCUAUGAAAUAUUAUUGGUGUAGAUUAAUCAGAAUCACAGCCUGGUAUGAUAUUCUUAGGCACCUCCUUAAAGGGACACAAUCCUGGAAAUAUUUACAUGCCCACCUAAAGAGCCCAAUUUGGAUUCAGAAUUACAUUCUGAUCACUCUUUUCAUUACUGCAAACAUUUAGACUGCAGUCCUGUAGAGAAACUAAAUGGAAGUUAUAAUGAUAUUCUGAUCAAUCCUACUAUCUGAGUCAACUUUUUAAUAGUAACAUUUUUAUCAUGUAAAAUUCUCUUUUCAUGUAUUUACAAUCAUUUAUGUAUAAAUUAUUCAAAAAGAUAAAUUUUUAGAGAACCUACAUUGAAUGUUUUCUUGAUUUAAGCUACAAAUAGAAAGUAUCUGGCGCAGGGUACGCUGUGAUUAUCGAUACAGUAGGAAAUGGAAGAGGGAAAUACACAAGGUACAGGUCCGGACACUAUUCUCUACAACAUCGAUUAUCCUAGCCUGCACUGGACAGUGUACAUGGUCUAUUCCCACAAUAACUCACAAGUGGUUGCCUUGCAAGAUACGUCCACUUUCCCGAUACAUUUUCAGUAUAUCAAGGGAAGUCACCUAUCUGUGUCAAAUCAUACCAAAAAUCUAAUUUGUGCAAGAUAUUGUUGAUUUAAACAAACACACAUUAUUUAAUAAAAUUCUAACAAACUGUUACCUCUAUCACUAACAAAUUUUGAUGCGUUUUUACUAAGUCAUGGGCAAUAACUCAAAUUCUGUUUGAAAAAUGGUCAAAUUUAAUCUUCACUAAGAUCUCAUCAUUAUAAAUGAUCAUACCAAAUUUCAUUUAAAUCGGAUGAAAACUGUACUUUCUAUUGUGUUUACAAAACAAAGUUUUUCAUAAAUCAAGGGCAAUAACUCAAAAACCAUUCAUCGAAAGAUAGCCAAAUUCGAACUUGUCCAAGAUCUCAUCAUUUUAAAUAUUCACACCAAAUUUCAUUAAAAUUGGAUGGAAAUUUCAGUCUCUGUUCACAAC
Molecule: messenger RNA, 2632 nt
Organism: Lottia gigantea (owl limpet)
Lineage: Eukaryota; Metazoa; Mollusca; Gastropoda; Lottiidae
Exons: 6
Coding region: 188-1459 (423 amino acids)
Biological process (GO): protein polyubiquitination; SCF-dependent proteasomal ubiquitin-dependent protein catabolic process
Cellular component (GO): SCF ubiquitin ligase complex
Molecular function (GO): protein binding; GTPase activity; GTP binding
Source: RefSeq, a predicted model, not a curated record